Molecule: messenger RNA, 1986 nt
Organism: Miscanthus lutarioriparius
Lineage: Eukaryota; Viridiplantae; Streptophyta; Magnoliopsida; Poales; Poaceae
Source: the annotation of a GenBank genome assembly
AUGUCGAGCCGGACGCGCCCGCCUUGUUUGAAGAAGCUGAAGCGGAUCAUUGGACGGCACCUCCGCUCGGGAAGUCUCACCCCUGAGGCCGCGAGCCUACUCUGCGACGAGGUGCUCCCAUCGAUCCAAAGGUGUUCCCCACAGCCGGCCGUUUCCGCAGCGGCGGACGUGUGGAGGGCCGACCGCCGCCCUUUCUGGGAGCUGGAGCGCUUUAUCGGAGAGUGUUUCCGCUCGGGGGACCUCGGCCCCGAGGACGCACUCGAUCUGUUCGAUGAAUUGCUUCACCGAGCGAGGCCCGGCUCCAUUUACGCCCUCAACCAGCUGCUCACCACCGUCGCUCGCGCCCCGGUCUCCUCCACCGUGCUCGAAGGCCCUGCGCUCGCUGUGUCCCUGUUCAACCGCAUGGUCAAGAAGGUGGCUCCAGACAUAGCUACCUACACCAUCCUCAUCAGUUGCUGUUGCGGUGCGGGCUGCUUGAACCUCGGCUUCGCUGCAUUGGGCCAAAUCUUUAAGACGGGGCUGAGGGCAGAUGCCGUCAUCUUCACGCCCCUGCUCAGGACCCUCUGUGCUGAGAAGAGGACGAGUGAUGCGGUGAAUAUUGUGGUCAGGCGGAUGCCUGAGCUCGGCUGCACCCCCGAUGUCUUCUCCUACACCACACUUCUCAAAGGGCUAUGUGAUGAGAAGAAAUGUGAAGAGGCUGUCGAACUUAUCCACAUGAUGGCUGAGGAUGACAACUGCCCACCUAAUGCAGUGUCCUAUACCACUGUAAUCGAUGGCUUCUUUAAAGAGGGUGAGAUACGGAAAGCUUACACCCUGUUUCGUGAAAUGCUUGAUCAUGGGAUCCCUCCAGAUGUUGUGACCUACAGCUCAAUCAUUGAUGGUCUAUGCAAGGUUCAAGCAAUGGACAAGGCUGAGGAGGUCCUUCGGCAGAUGAUUGACGAACAUAUUAUGCCUAAUUGUACCACAUAUAACAGUAUUCUCCACGGAUACCUCUCUCUUGGACAGUGGAAAGAGGCAGUCAGAAUUCUCAAAGAAAUGUCCGGAGAUGGGCAACGACCAGAUGUUGUUACUUACACUAUGCUGAUAGACUGUCUUUGUAAAUCUGGAUUGCUCGCAGAAGCUAGAGAGAUCUUUAAUUCUAUGAUUCAGAGCGGUGAAAAACCCAAUGUUUUCACCUAUAGAAGUCUGCUUCAUGGGUAUGCUACCGAAGGAGAUCUUGUUGAAAUGAAUAAUCUUUUAGAUUUGAUGGUACAAAAUGGAAUGCAACCUGAUCAUCAUACCUUCAACAUACAGAUCCAUGCAUACUGUAAAUGCGGAAGGUUAGAUGAGGCAAUGCUUACUUUUAACAAAAUGCGGCAGCAAGGAUUGACACCAGACAUAGUCAGCUAUGGGACGAUAAUAGAUGGUCUUUGCAGGAUAGGCCGGCUGGACAAUGCAAUAUCACAUUUCUGCCAGAUGACUGAUGAUGGAUUGUCUCCCAACAUCAUAAUAUAUAGUACUCUAAUUCAUGGUUUUUCUAUGCACGGCAAAUGGGAGAAGGCUGAGGAACUAUUUUAUGAGAUGAUGGAUAGAGGCAUUCGUCCAACUGCCGUUGUCUUCAAUGCAAUGAUAGACAAGCUAUUCAAAGAAGGAAAGGUUACGGAGGCCCAAAAACUCUUUGAUUUGAUGCCAAUUGCCAGUGUAAAACCUAAUGUGGUUUCCUACACUACAAUGAUUCAUGGAUAUUUCUUGGCCGGUAAACUGGAUGAAGUGCUGAAGCUCCUUGAUGAUAUGCUCUCGGUUGGCUUGAAACCCAAUGCUGUUACCUUUAAUACUUUACUUGAUGGCAUGCUUUCUAUGGGCUUGAAACCCGAUGUUGCUACCUGUAACACUUUGAUUGAUAGCUACUGUGAAGAUGGUAGGAUAGAGGAUGUAUUGACUCUUUUCAGAGAAAUGUUGAGCAAGGCAGCUAAGACUGACACUGUCACGGAAAAUAUAAUUUCCUGA